Molecule: messenger RNA, 1393 nt
Organism: Juglans microcarpa x Juglans regia
Lineage: Eukaryota; Viridiplantae; Streptophyta; Magnoliopsida; Fagales; Juglandaceae
Product: probable WRKY transcription factor 48
Exons: 3
Coding region: 161-1132 (323 amino acids)
Biological process (GO): regulation of DNA-templated transcription
Molecular function (GO): sequence-specific DNA binding; DNA-binding transcription factor activity
Source: RefSeq, a predicted model, not a curated record
AUCCCAACUCAAAGCUAUCCCUCUCAUUCAAACUCGAUCCCAAAGCACCUAUCUCUCUCUCUCUCUCUCUGAGGUAGAUAGACAAAAGACUUUGUAAUAAACUUGUUGGAGGAAAAGCAGAAGCUCAGAUGGUGAAGAAUAUGCGCUACUGAUCGAGUCCAUGGAAAAGAAACAAGAGCUAAAGACGGAGAAUUCAAUGUCAAAUUCUGCAUUUUCCGACGAGAUUCCGGGCAGUCUAUCUUUACCAAGCAUCUUCGACAUGCCAUGUGAUCAGAGUCAUGACCAUCAAAAGGGGUUGUCUUUAGGCUUCAUGGACAUGCUGAGCAUCCCUGCAGACUAUAACCCAUCUUUAUUCGAUUUGUUUUCAACACCGACGAUGAUGCCUCAGCCCCAAGUUCAACCGCAACAAGAACAACCGCUUCCAUCGACUGCCUCUACGGUUCCUGAGUCCUCCGAGGUGGUGAAUACUCCGGCGACACCGAACUCUUCGUCGAUUUCUUCGUCCUCAAACGAGGGACAAACUAAGGUUGGUGGAGAAGAGGAAGAUCAUGACCGAGAAAAGACAAAGAAACAGUUGAAACCCAAAAAGAAGAACCAAAAAAGGCAAAGAGAACCCAGAUUUGCGUUCAUGACAAAGAGCGAGGUUGAUCAUCUUGAUGAUGGGUACAGAUGGAGAAAGUACGGGCAGAAAGCUGUGAAGAAUAGCCCUUAUCCAAGGAGCUACUACCGUUGCACCACUGCUGGAUGUGGAGUGAAGAAGAGAGUAGAGCGUUCCUGUGACGACUCGUCGAUUGUGGUCACGACCUACGAAGGACAGCACAAGCAUCCGUGCCCGGUGACACCUCGCGGAGGUAUCGGAAUUGCGACGGAAGCCGCUGGCUUCAGCACCUUUGCUUCGCCAUUUGUUCCUCAGCCUCAGUAUCAGCAACAGCAACAUCCUUAUAUAUAUAGCUUACAGCCGCGUUUGAAUGUCAGCACCAGUACUACUAAUUUGAAUCCCUCCUUUCCUAGUUUUGUUCAAGAUCAGAGACGUUUCGGUACAUCCUCGGCAACUUUCCUUAGAGACCAUGGACUUCUGCAGGACAUCGUGCCGUCGCAGACGCGUAAGGAUCAGUUUAAAGAGGAGGAGUAGAUUAAUUAAUGGUUGAUUUGUCUUCUAAUGGUAUGUAAUUCGCUGACUCAUGAGGGUUUGGUCUUCAGGGAAGAACCCAGUUCACCGUUUCAUAUAGAUAUAUAUCUACUAAUUAUGGAUUAUCAUGACAGUAAAAUGACUAGUCUUUGACGGGACUCGCGCGGCGCUUUAUGUUGGUUCUUUUUUUUAUUUUUUUGUAAUUCUUUAAUUUGUACUUAAAGAUUCUUCAACUUUGGAGAUAUAUUUGUAUCUUUUCCCUCC